UUUACUGAUGCACACGUAGGUUGGUACAAUACUGAUGAUUACGUUAUCUGAUAUGUCUGUUAUUAUCUGCCAUCGCUAGUCAAGGACGGAUGACUGGAGAGUAGCGAGUUCAUUUUUAUUCACGGCCGAGCUUUAUAUACUUAUUUAAAUAUUCUGCAUCGAACAAGUGCGGAAUCUUAUUUUCAACAAUCAGGAACGCACGACUUCCACGCGAAAACGACUUCUAAGAGCAAGGAGAGAGGUGGGAUAAAAUUCCCUUCGCGUGGAAAACAUUACAUAAUCAAGGAAAAUAAGCUUUGCAUUUAGCAUGGAGGUACACGCCCGUGCUCCAGAUCCUUUAACAAUAGAUGGCGACAUGGCCAGCAACUGGCAAAGCUGGAAAGAAGAUUUUAUUAUAUUCAUGAAUUUAACUGGGUAUAUUGAUAAACCUAAUGAGAUCCGCGCAAAUCUUUUAAAAAAUCGGAUUGGAAAAGUUGGUAUUGAUGCAAUACAAAAUUUUUCUUUUGACAAUGUGGAAGAUAAAGAUAAUAUGGAUAUAUUGAUUGAAAAGCUUGAAAACUACUUUAAUCCACCAAAAAAAGAGGUGGUUGAACGAUACAAUUUUUUUACAAGAGCAAAGAAGCAACAUGAGUCUAUUGAACAAUAUAUAAAUAUUUUAAAAGAAAAAGCUAAAAAUUGCAACUUUAACGAUAUGCUAGACGGCAUGAUACGAGACAAAAUUAUUCUUGAAACUCAUGACAAAAUAUUGCGUAAAAAAUUUUUUGAAGCAGACAAUUUAGAUUUGCCGAAGUUGGUAGCAAUUUACCACGACUACAACAUUAAUACGGAAAAAAUGAAACAAGUUACUAAAGAAACGAGGGCAGACUCAAGUGUUGCACCAAAACCAUCAGAUAAUGUUGUAAAGAAAGUCUGUUGGAGAUGUGAUGAGCAGCAUCCACUUGGAAAGUGUCCUGCUUGGGGAUCGAAGUGCACAAAGUGUGGUGAUAUAAAUCACUUUACCCAAUGCUGCAAGGGUUUUAAAUUUAAAAUGAAUAAGAUGAAUAAAAAUUUACUGGAUCCAACAACGCAACAGAUAAAAUUAAACCCAAAGAAUAAUGACAAAUGGAAUAAUCAAGUAGAUUCCGAAGUUAAAACUAAGGAUUCGAUUAAUAAAACGAUUUUUCCUGAUGUUCCGACAACAAAUUUAAAUUACGUUAAUACAACGAAUUAUUCAACACAUUUGCCCAAAAGUACACAGUACAGUUAUUCAUAUACGAAUUUAACUCAACCAGGUGGGACAAUUUUCGAUUUACGUAAUAGAGGUGCAAAUGUUCAACCUAAACAGACGAAAACACCAAGUGCAGGUACUUCACAAGAAAGGUACAAAUCCAAUUCUUUUUUUGAAACACCGGUUAACGCGCGAAUUCCAAACAAAAAGUUCCAAAAGAAAAAACCAGACGAUUCUUGUAUAUUAUCCUAAAUCUUUCAUAUACACACAUAUACAUAUAUUGCAUAUUAUAUCUUUCAUAUAUUUUAUGAAUAUCUUGUAGAAUUAGUUAGCAAAAAUUUUAAUUUGUAAGGGGAUCCUGAAGCCGUUCUGUUUUAGCAUUUCAUUUCGCAAAUAAUUUUCGAACUGGUCUUACGGAUUGCAAUUUUUUUACAGAAUUAAAAUACAAAAAGAUUGCAAUUUUUUUACAGAAUUAAAAAGAUAUAAAAAGAUAUAGUAAAGAUAAUUUCAUUAGAGAUGAGUUUCUGCAACACCUGGAUCCAGACGGAAUUAAAAUCACGUUAUCCUUUUCUUAAUUAGUUGUUAAGGAACCUUUUCUGACUUUACUGCUCUUUUAUCGAUAUAUUUUUAGUUUGGAAUUAAAUUUGUUUACUCAUGGUUUUAUUUUGCCAUGGUUUUAUUAACAAUGAUCAAGUUCGGUCUUUGUUUCAGGAUUCUUUUAAAUUAGUUUUCAUUUUAUGAUAGUUUUCUUUUUAAGAUUAAAAAAGAUUUAUAAUAAGAAAUUUUCAUAUAUGCACAUAUAAAAAAUUAACGCUUUCAAUAUACACUAUGAAUUCAAGAUAAUCAAUAAAAAUACUAAAAAAGCUUUUCUCAUAUACUAAUUGCAUUUAUGAAAUAUAAAAUAUGAGAAAAUGCAAAUACAUGAGAACAAGAAUAUUGUCAACGAAAGCUCUUAAAGCUCGAUUAGUUUUAAAAAAAUCAUACGACGAUAAAAAUUUAUAUAAAAUUUUCUAUGAUGUAAACCUACAAAUAACAUUUUUACCAUGCAGACAUGUAUUAGCACGUGAAAAAUGUGCAAAAAAUAUAAUACAAUGUAGCAUAUAUCGUAAAUUUGUUAAAACUAC
Messenger RNA from Acromyrmex echinatior (Panamanian leafcutter ant), 2331 nucleotides. RefSeq lists its product as uncharacterized. NCBI's taxonomy places the organism in Eukaryota, Metazoa, Arthropoda, Insecta, Hymenoptera, Formicidae. The record is from RefSeq and is a predicted model, not a curated record.